AUGUUACCGGUUCAAAUCUUCAUCUGUAACCCAGCAACGAAGUCUUGGUUACCUAUUCCUUACCCCAAGCAAAUUAAAAGGUACCCUUAUGCUGACGAUGUAAUCAUGUUAUUAGCAUACUAUCAUGGCCCAGAUGACUACAUGGUAUUGAAUUUUCAAAGACCUUAUCCUCCGUCAUCCUUGUAUUAUACCUGUGAGUAUUACAAGCCUAAUGAAGGGUCGUGGAAGAAGAUGGAAAGAAGGUUUUUUACUGGUGGAAGGGAGAUAAAAUUUAACAUGCUAGUGUAUGACAAUGGAAUCAUCCACUUAAUGUCAAAUCAAUUUCCUGUCAGGCAAAGAAAUAGCCAUCUAUAUGCUCCCUGUAUUGUGUCCUGCAACCUUGAGAAUGACACCACAACAACGCUAAAGUUGCCAAGAGGUGCCAAAAAGAGUCGUAUUGACUUCUUUUUUUCUGAAGUGGGCAUUUUCAAAUGGGGUAAGGUAUCAAGUUCAGCUGAAUCCUCCAUUUGUUUUGUAAGACUGAGAAAAUCUGUUUUUACUAUAUGGGCUUUGACUGAUUAUGAAUCAAGUAGGUGGAAGAGAAUUCUCAAGAUAAGAAUAAAAGGGAUGGGUUUGAGGGAGAAAGAUCCUGUAGUAACCGGUUUUGCGGUUGUUAAUGGUGAUCUUUUGAUUUUUUCGACUGAAAGAGGACUCUAUAGUUAUGGUUUGACCGAAGAAAAUUACAUGGUGUUGGAAAAAAUAUGUGAACAUAGAUGUGGUUCUUCUAUAGUAUGCUUUACUCCCUACAAAGAUACUCUUCAUCCGUGUGGACCUGAGGGUGCAUCUUUACUAUGUUAA
Abrus precatorius (Indian licorice) is the source of this 837-nucleotide messenger RNA. RefSeq lists its product as uncharacterized. Bases 1 to 837 code for a protein of 278 amino acids. Lineage: Eukaryota; Viridiplantae; Streptophyta; Magnoliopsida; Fabales; Fabaceae. The record is from RefSeq and is a predicted model, not a curated record. The transcript has a single exon.